Messenger RNA from Suricata suricatta (meerkat), 2547 nucleotides. RefSeq names its product RAD50 interactor 1 (gene RINT1). The transcript is spliced from 15 exons. Bases 148 to 2526 code for a protein of 792 amino acids. Gene Ontology annotation, cellular component: Dsl1/NZR complex. Gene Ontology annotation, biological process: regulation of ER to Golgi vesicle-mediated transport; retrograde vesicle-mediated transport, Golgi to endoplasmic reticulum; endoplasmic reticulum to Golgi vesicle-mediated transport. The record is from RefSeq and is a predicted model, not a curated record. NCBI's taxonomy places the organism in Eukaryota, Metazoa, Chordata, Mammalia, Carnivora, Herpestidae.
AAGAAACCAGAGAGACGGCGAGGGGAAGUAGAGGUGGCGUUCAGCCUCACUGUCUCCCAGCAGAGCUGGUGUCUAGCCGGUGGCCGCAGCGGAACACUACAAGCCACGCUGGCUGCUCAUGGAGCUGAAGACUCGAGCGGAGACGGGAUGCUCCCGGCUGCCGAGAUCGGCAAGGCACCGGAAACCCCGGGCUGCUCUGAAAGUGAUAACGAAAGGAAGGACGUCGAGGAGAAACAUGACAUAAAUAUCGCAGCUCUUGUUGGAAAUGAACAAGUCAAUGAAGAUACAGAUAAUGGUGAUCUCACUUCCUACGUGUCUGCAUUUAUAGAAAAAGAAGUUGGAAAUGACCUUAAAUCUUUAAAGAAACUUGAUAAACUCAUAGAACAGAUGACAGAAAAUAAAAUGCAGUUAGAAGAACAGGUACUUACAAUUUCAUCAGAAAUCCCUAAAAGAAUACAGAGUGCCUUAAAAAAUGCAGAAGAAUCAAAGCAAUUCCUUAAUCAGUUUCUGGAGCAAGAAACUCAUCUUUUCAGUUCCAUCAACAGCCAUUUGCUGACCGCACAGCCCUGGAUGGAAGAUCUGGGAGCCAUGAUGAACCAAAUUGAAGAGAUUGAGCGCCAUCUUGCUUACCUUAAAUGGAUUUCACAAAUUGAAGAACUCAGCGAUAACAUUCAGCAAUACCUGAUGACCAAUAAUGUUCCAGAGGCGGCCUCCACUCUCGUGUCUAUGGCAGAACUUAACAUCAAGCUCCAGGAAUCAUCUUGCACUCAUCUCCUUGCUUUCAUGAGAGCCACCGUUAAAUUCUGGCAUAAGAUUCUCAAGGACAAGCUUACAAGUGACUUUGAGGAAGUUUUAGCCCAGCUGCAUUGGCCUUUCAUCACACCCCCUCAGGCUCAAACUGCUGGCCUGAGUCGUCCAGCCAGCGCCCCUGAGAUACACAGUAGCCUGGAGACACUGUUUUGUCAGCUUCUGAAACUGCAAACCUCAGAUGAAUUACUCACUGAGCCAAAACAACUUCCGGAAAAAUACUGUCUUCCUGCAUCCCCGUCAGUCAUCCUGCCCAUCCAGAUUAUGCUGACUCCCCUUCAGAAGAGGUUCAGGUAUCACUUCCGAGGGAACCGACAAACUAAUGUUAUAAGCAAGCCUGAAUGGUACUUGGCUCAGGUACUUAUGUGGAUUGGGAAUCACACUCAGUUUCUGGAUGAGAAGAUUCAGCCAAUAUUAGACAAAGUGGGCCCUUCGGUCAACGCACGGCUUGAGUUUUCCCGGGGCCUCAUGAUGCUCGUUCUGGAGAAGUUAGCUGCAGACAUCCCAUGUCUGCUCUACGACGACAGUCUCUUCUGUCAUCUGGUGGAUGAGGUGCUCCUGUUUGAAAGGGAGCUGCACAGUGUCUACGGCUAUCCCGGCACUUUUGCCAACUGUAUGCAUAUUCUGUCAGAGGACACCUGUUUUCAGAGGUGGUUGACCGUGGAGAGGAAAUUUGCUCUUCAGAAAAUGGACUCAAUGCUUUCAUCGGAAGCUGCUUGGAUAUCCCAAUAUAAGGACAUCACUGAUGUGGACGAGAUGAAAGUUCCAGACUGUGCAGAAACUUUCAUGACACUACUCUUGGUUAUAACUGACAGAUAUAAAAAUCUUCCCACAGCUUCUAGAAAGCUACAGUUUCUGGAAUUACAGAAGGACUUAGUAGAUGACUUCAGGAUACGGUUAACUCAGGUGAUGAAAGAAGAAACUAGAGCUUCCCUUGGCUUUCGAUACUGUGCAAUUCUCAAUGCCGUGAACUAUAUCUCCACAGUACUAGCAGACUGGGCUGACAAUGUUUUCUUCCUGCAGCUCCAGCAGGCAGCACUGGACGUCUUUGCAGAGAACAACGGCCUCAGCAAACUGCAGCUGGGACAGCUGGCCUCCCUGGAGAGUUCUGUCUUUGAUGACAUGAUUCACCUGCUGGAGCGCCUAAAGCAUGACAUGUUGGCCCGCCAAGUAGACCACGUUUUUAGAGAAGUUAAAGAUGCUGCAAAAUUAUAUAAAAAAGAAAGGUGGCUGUCGCUGCCGUCGCAGUCUGAGCAGGCGGUGAUGUCCCUGUCCAGCUCGGCCUGCCCGCUCCUGCUCACCGUGCGGGACCGCCUGCUCCAGCUGGAGGAGCAGCUUUGCUUCUCCUUGUUUGCAGUCUUCUGGCAGAUGCUCGUCGAGAAGCUGGACGUGCACAUCUACCAGGAGAUCAUCCUCGCCAAUCACUUCAAUGAGGGCGGGGCAGCCCAGCUUCAGUUUGAUAUGACUCGGAACCUGUUCCCCCUGUUCUCCCGCUACUGCAAGAGACCGGAAAAUUACUUCAAACACGUCAAGGAAGCCUGCAUUGUUUUGAAUCUGAACAUUGGCUCUGCCCUCCUUCUGAAGGACGUCCUGCAGUCAGCCUCCGGGCAGCCUCCUGCCACGGAGGCCUUAAAUGAAGUUGGAAUUUACAAGCUGGCUCAACAAGAUGUUGAGAUUCUACUUAAUUUGAGGACAAACUGGCCUAAUACAGGAAAAUAAAGCAUCUUUUCUUGUUUUGGA